Messenger RNA from Hemisphaericaspora subhashii, 732 nucleotides. RefSeq lists its product as uncharacterized. Bases 1 to 732 code for a protein of 243 amino acids. Gene Ontology annotation, molecular function: iron-sulfur cluster binding; iron ion binding. The record is from RefSeq and is a predicted model, not a curated record. The transcript has a single exon. Gene Ontology annotation, cellular component: mitochondrion. Lineage: Eukaryota; Fungi; Ascomycota; Pichiomycetes; Serinales; Debaryomycetaceae. Gene Ontology annotation, biological process: iron-sulfur cluster assembly.
AUGCUUCCAAUUAGAAAUAAUAUUUUACGUUCUAGAAUGACUUCCAGAUUCUUAUCAUUCAAAACAUAUCCAACACCAAAUCCAAAUGCAUUAAAAUUUGUAUCACCAGAAUGUUCUAUUGUACCCAUUGAAGAUAAGACAUUUGAAUUCACUACAACCUUAGAAGCAGUUCAUUCUCCUUUAGCGUUACGUAUAUUCAAACUUCCAGGUGUUAAAUCGGUUAUGUUAGGACAUGAUUUCCUUACCGUGAAUAAACAAGAUCAUAUUCAUUGGGCUAAUUUAAGACCCGAAGUGGUAGGAUUGCUAGAUUCAUUCUUGACUAGUCAUAAAGAACCAGUAAUUACUAAAGAAUUAUUAGAUAAGGUAAAUGAAGAAGCUUCAGCAGCUGAAGAUAAUGAAGUUGUUGCUAUGAUUAAAGAAUUGAUUGAAACUAGAAUAAGACCAGCUAUUCAGGAUGAUGGAGGAGAUAUCGAAUAUAAAGCAUUUGAUGAAGAAACUGGUACUGUAUUUUUGAAAUUGCAAGGUGCUUGUAAGUCUUGUUCUUUGAGUGAAGAUACUUUAAAGCAUGGUAUUGAAGCAAUGUUGCAGCAUUAUAUUGAUGAAGUCAAUGAGGUUGUUCAGAUACUUGAUCCAGAAGAAGAAAUUGCAUUAAAAGAAUUUGAAAGAUUAGAACAACUGCUAAAAAAGAAUAGAACUGAAUAUUCUGAUGAAGAGCCAGUUCCUGCUUUAUAA